AUGUCUGAUAACGGAGAACUGGAAGACAAGCCUCCAGCACCUCCUGUGCGAAUGAGCAGUACCAUUUUUAGCAGUGGAGGCAAAGACCCUUUGUCAGCCAAUCACAGUUUGAAACCUUUGCCCUCUGUUCCAGAGGAAAAAAAGCCCAGGAAUAAAAUCAUCUCUAUAUUCUCAGGCACAGAGAAAGGAAGUAAGAAGAAAGAAAAGGAACGGCCAGAAAUUUCUCCUCCAUCUGAUUUUGAGCACACUAUUCAUGUUGGCUUUGAUGCAGUUACUGGAGAAUUCACUGGCAUGCCAGAACAGUGGGCUCGAUUAUUACAGACCUCCAAUAUCACCAAACUAGAGCAAAAGAAGAAUCCUCAGGCCGUGCUGGAUGUCUUAAAGUUCUAUGACUCCAACACGGUGAAGCAGAAAUAUCUGAGCUUUACUCCUCCUGAGAAAGAUGGCUUCCCUUCUGGAACACCAGGACUGAAUACCAAGGGGUCAGAAACAUCAGCAGUAGUAACAGAGGAAGAUGAUGAUGAUGAAGAGGCUGCCCCUCCUGUUAUUGCCCCACGACCGGAUCAUACAAAAUCAAUUUAUACACGGUCUGUAAUUGACCCUAUUCCUGCACCAGUUGGUGAUUCUAAUGUUGAUAGUGGUGCCAAGUCUUCUGACAAACAGAAAAAGAAGACCAAAAUGACAGAUGAAGAGAUUAUGGAGAAAUUAAGAACUAUUGUGAGCAUAGGUGACCCUAAGAAAAAAUACACAAGAUAUGAAAAAAUUGGGCAAGGGGCUUCUGGUACAGUUUUCACUGCUACUGAUGUGGCAUUGGGACAGGAGGUUGCUAUUAAACAGAUUAAUUUACAGAAACAGCCAAAGAAGGAAUUAAUCAUUAAUGAAAUUCUAGUGAUGAAAGAAUUGAAGAAUCCCAACAUAGUUAAUUUCUUAGACAGCUACCUGAUGGGAGAUGAAUUGUUUGUGGUAAUGGAGUACCUUGCUGGGGGAUCACUUACUGAUGUCGUGACGGAAACCUGCAUGGAUGAAGCACAGAUUGCGGCUGUAUGCAGAGAGUGUUUACAGGCAUUGGAGUUUUUACAUGCUAAUCAAGUGAUCCACAGAGACAUCAAAAGUGACAAUGUGCUUUUGGGGAUGGAAGGAUCGGUUAAACUUACUGACUUCGGUUUCUGUGCCCAGAUCACCCCUGAGCAGAGCAAGCGAAGUACCAUGGUUGGAACGCCAUAUUGGAUGGCACCAGAGGUGGUUACACGGAAAGCUUAUGGCCCUAAAGUGGACAUAUGGUCUCUGGGUAUCAUGGCUAUUGAGAUGGUAGAAGGAGAGCCUCCCUACCUCAAUGAAAAUCCCUUGAGGGCCUUGUACCUGAUAGCAACUAAUGGAACCCCAGAACUUCAGAAUCCAGAGAAACUUUCCCCAAUAUUUCGGGAUUUCUUAAACCGUUGUUUGGAAAUGGAUGUGGAGAAAAGGGGUUCGGCCAAAGAAUUGUUACAGCAUCCCUUCCUGAAACUGGCCAAACCAUUGUCCAGCUUGACGCCACUGAUCAUGGCAGCUAAAGAAGCAAUGAAGAGUAACCGUUAGCAUCAUUGCCGUGGCCUCGUAUUCUUUCUUCCAUUUUCUAAAAGAAAUCUUUUAAUAUAUGAAAAUUAUUACUCUUUGGGGCUUAAAGAAAUGGUCUGUAUAACAUGGAGGAAAAAGCAAACUACUGCUUCCUGAAGACAACCAAGAGAAAAUUACAAAACGGAAUGAAAACUUUCCAUUGAAUCCCUUCUUUAUAGGGUCCAAAAGGAAUUAUGGACUGAAUCACUAGCCAUCUUUCAGCAGACAGCCCAUCAGGGCCAUUUAUCAUGCUUGAGAUUUGCAUUUAAUUUUGCUGAUUUCACUGUAAUGGAUCCCAUUCAUUGUCCCUUUUGGGGGGGGGAGGGUAUUUUCAAUACUUGAAUGGCAGAUUCGAGUUUUUCAAGAGUAUUUGUUUCAUCUGCUAGUCUUUUCUCUCCAUAGCCUUUUUUUCCCUUGACAUGCUCUUUUUGAGUUGCUUUGAGAAAUUUUUCUCAAGCCUAAAUUUGAGGCAAAUGUAAUAAAAUUAUGUAGUUCCUUAUAUUGGCAAAGGAGCUCAAAAUCGUUUAGCUUUGUAUAGAAGUUAGGGCCAGCUAUUAUUACACGUAGUAUUUCAGUUCAUAAUUUGAACUGAAGGAAGGGAAGAAAAAUAUGUGAUUUUUACCUUUUUUAAUAAUGUGAAAGUCAAUUUUAGAAAUUUCAUGGUAGUGAGUUGUUUGGCAUUUGUUACAUGUAUAAUAGAGAGACUAAUAAUCUAUAUUUAUAACUAAAUCAUUGAGACAGAAAAAGAAUCCCAUUGACUAUACAACCUUACAAUUUAAUUUCCUUUCUAAGUGUAUCCUCUUCAGAUUGGGCUUUAGGAACCAAAGUUAUUUGCUCUUUCUUGUUCCAACUUGGGCUUUGUGACUGGUUGGUAUUGCUACUUUGCCCUUCCCCCUUUUUUCCCUUCAUUUUGGAAAUAAGUUUCUGUAUAUGUUGUAAUUUUAGUUUGUUUUUUAAUUAACCCGCGCACCCUACUCCACCCCUCUCCCUUUGGUAAAUAAUAUAAUAACCAUUGAAUUUUCAGAAUUUAAAAGUUAAUUUUUUUCCCAUUUAAAGAAGAAAAAUACUCGGAGCUAGCAGAAACAAAGCGAGAGACUAGAACUCUAAAAUAAUUAGGUAAGAUUAUAUUCAUGUAAGAGAAAUGACGGUUACAUAGAGAUGCGGCUUCUGACCAGUAAACUGUGGAGAUUUGUUACAAACAUUGUUCCCAACCCAGUACCAACAUUUUACUAGCAAUGAGAACUUAACAUGACAAAGUUCUUGAUAAAUUCAUUGAUUAUUUGAGAUGUUGAGUUACUCUGGAUUUUUUUCAAAAAAAAUAAUGUGUAUAAAAAAAACUAGAGAAAGGAAGAAAAAUGAAAUAUCCUUGUUGAUAGCAAUACUUUUUUUAUUUUAAAAAUUUUAAGAAGGUCUGUGACCUGUAGCAUUAAUUAUGAGAGUGCCCUCUCUUCUCCCCUCCCAUUCUCUCCUUAUUUUUUAUUUUCUUAUGGAAGCAGUGUCGUCCCUCAAGCCACAUUAAAGAAAACAAUCUGGUUUGGUUCAGGCAUUUUGUUCCCACCACCACUCUUAAUUAACUUCACACCUACUUGCCGUCAGUAGUACAAAUCAUGAAUAAAAAUAAUUUUGAGUACAUUAAGGGAACUAAUAGAAUUUUAUGUCCUAUCAUUUUCAUCACAUCUAUGUUAAGAUAUGAGGAUAGAAUGCCUGUUUUUUAUUGAUAAUGCAAGGUUUUCACAAAAUGUGUAAAAUAAUUAGUGGAACUUUUACGUAGAGCACUUAAUGAUUUCUGUUUUCAGUUUGAUUUUUUUUUAAUUACAAAGUUUUUUUUAAUGUUUAUUUUUGAGAGAGAGAGAGACAGAGUGAGCAGGGGAGGGGCAGACAGAGAGAGGGAGACACAGAAUCUGAAGCAGGCUCCAGGGUCUGAGCUGUCAGCACCGGGCCUGACAGGUGGGGCUUGAACUCAAAAAUGUGAGAUCAUGACCUGAGCCGAAGUCGGGCACUUAGACCGACUGAGCCACCCGGGCACCCCCCAGUUUGAUUCCUGAUUUCAUUUUUCUUUGGAUUAUAUUGACCACCUACAGCUAUGACUAAAUUACCUUACAGAAGCAAGCUGGUUUAUUUCUGAUGAAAAUCUACAGUGCCUCUUGAGUUUCAGAUUUGAACAUUCUGUGUAAAUAGUUGUUUGGAUGGAUUACGAUAAAGAAGAUGCUACCAAUGAAAUAGAAAACCAACUAGAUGUUAAGACUGUGAUCCUCAUGACCACUCUAGAAGGCCCUUCCAUACAUAUGUCAUAAAGACCAUAUUCCUUCAAUUUAGUGCCAAUGCCCCAUUUUUAUGCCUGUGACUCAACAAAGGUCUUUUCAAUUUAUAGAAGCAGUCUGGGAUUUGUAUUUACAACUUCUUUGAGGGUUACCUGCAUGUCCAUUGCUGGCAACGGACUUUGUCAUUAAAACCUGACUCCUAGGUUAAGGGAGCUACACUGUGGUUUAUUCUUUACUUACUUGGAUAAACUAACUUGUAAUAGAAAUAUACUUUGGUUAAUUCUGAAAUGUGUCAUUUUUAAACAACGUAAUCCUAAAAGCAAUAUGGAAUUGUGAUUUAUUAGUUAAUUUUAAAUUAAAAUGUUCAGAUCUUGUUGAAAGAAAAAUUAUAUCUGAAUCAGUUCAUGUUUUUUUAAUAACUACCUUUUGUGGUCACCCUUUUUGUCCUCACUUUAGAAUGAAGAUUCCCAUUUAAAUCUAAAAGUUACCUUAGUUGUCCUCUUGUGUUAUUAAAACAAUGUUACUAUAGUACUUAUUUAUUAUAUUUCAGAUUUUCUGGUGGUCUUAAAGUUUCCUUCUCCUCUUGUUCCUUUCGCUGCUUUUAAGGGACAGUUAAAACCGGGAAACCAUGAAAAUAUUGAAUUUUUUAAACAGAGUGGUUGUGAUAGCGUAAGAAACCAAAGCUAACACAACUGUCUUUGUGUGUUGAGUGCCUGGCACAUAGAAUAAAUUCUCUUCCCUUCCACACAUAAACAUUAAGCUGCUUAAUAAUAUGUAUCUAGUUACCACCAGUCCUAAAUGAAACUGUGCCUUUCAUAAACAAUUUAAAACUAUCUAUAUGAGUAUUUCUUUAUAGGGCUCACAUAAAUACAUGUCUGUUUCUAUAUACUGUAUUCUAGCCAGAACAAUUUUAGAUCUGAUUGGGCUGUAGGUAUAGUUAGAAAAAAAUGAGAAUUUGCAUCAGUUUUCUUAAUUUAAAAACUUUAAAUAUAAUGAGAUCCAUAUCCAGUGAAAUGUCAAAAAAUCAUUAUAGAAUUAUAGCUAAAAUCCAGAUUCAUAUUCCUUUUGGGUUUUUUACAGUAGAAUUUCAUAGUUAAGUAAAGUGAAGAUUGUCUUCGGUGUUUCCAUUGCUUCCACAAUAGAUAAGCUAAACAAUUAAAAUUCGUUUUCCCGCAGUGUAUGUAUAUGUGUGUGUGUGUAAGAAAGGAAAACACACACACACACACACACACAUACUUUUUUUUUUUUUUAAUCACUCAACACAUUUACUGACCACUUUGGCAAAGACACUGUGGUAUAUAUUGUGGGAAUUACAAAGGAGAAUCAAGCACUGGACUGGCCUGGAGAGAGUUGAAGUCCUUUUACUCACCAUUCUGGAAUGUUGCUAAAUGAAAGGGAGAAAGAAAUGUAUAACUCUGUCAAAUUUUCGUUCUGUAUUAAGAAAAGCAAAGGAUUCUAUUUGGAAUUGGAUGUCUUUGAUAGGAAUGUGUUGCCUUUCCCCCCACCCCUUAUUUUGAUAGAUAGAAAUGGAAUUAAGUGAAAGUAGCUUGUCUUUCUGUUUUGUCUUCAAAUUUUAUAUUGACUUUUAUUUUUAAUUUAAUCCCGUUCAAUUAUUUAAUUGUUACAUUGACAUUAACUGCUGUAUUUGAUGACUUUGUUCAAUAAUUUUGUUCUUUCAGGGCUAGAAAUAAACAUUUUUUUAUGUU
Molecule: messenger RNA, 5560 nt
Organism: Panthera uncia (snow leopard)
Lineage: Eukaryota; Metazoa; Chordata; Mammalia; Carnivora; Felidae
Gene: PAK2
Product: p21 (RAC1) activated kinase 2
Exons: 14
Coding region: 1-1575 (524 amino acids)
Biological process (GO): intracellular signal transduction; regulation of axonogenesis; regulation of MAPK cascade
Cellular component (GO): cytoplasm
Molecular function (GO): protein serine/threonine kinase activity; ATP binding
Source: RefSeq, a predicted model, not a curated record